AGGUUGUGGGCUGAUGUAGAAACGUUUGUGGGUUUUGGAAAAGGAUGUUAGUCGGUGUGAUUUAAACGUAAUUUAUAUGUUCCAAUUACACUCCUGGACUGGAGAGUCUUGUGUACUAGCGUUGUUUAUAUAGCCGUGUCUAUAGCUAGCAUUAGCAUCGGCGGUGGGUUGUGUUUGUUUCCUUUGUCGCUUUAUUGCUGUUUUUCAUUCCAACUGAACCGGUUUAAAACGAAAGGGGAUUUAAAUCCGCUUUCAACCGGUUGUCUUCUGUGAGCAUUGCGGUAGUUUGUAUAAAUAUCGCGUUUAUUAUUCCACAUUUAUUUCUCGACAUUUUUCCGCUGUUGACUUAUGACAGAAGCUAAUGCUAGCGUGCUAACAUUAGCUACAGCUGAUUGUGUGCGGUUCAGAGAAACCGAGUGUAUAAAUGUUUACACAGAAAGCUUCACUCACUCUUACGCUUUCAUUUUCACUCGGUGUAAAGUAACAGGGUCGGUUAUUCAGUAAUACCACUCAUUAAAAACUAAUUAGCCUAGCAGUGUUUGGAUAUUGAUUGGGGACUUUACUAGGAUUUACCCAGAUUAGCACUAAAUUACGCAAAUUCGUAUUUAAUUGCGCAGAUUAGAACUGAACACAGAGCAGAAGAUGUUUCGGUACCCGGACGACGUUGAUGACAAUCCGUACAUCAUGGACCCAUUUGCAGCACAUCGUCGUCAGAUGAGUGGUGUGUUUGGUUCAUUUGGAUUUGAUCCAUUUCCUAUGAAUCCUCAGAUCCAGUCAGCCCGAUCGCCUCUGCAGCAAGCUCAGGCUGGAGCUAUAACCCCCUUUGGCAUGAUGGGAAUGGGUGGAGGAUUUAUGGACAUGUUCGGCAUGAUGAAUGGCAUGAUGGAAAACAUGGAUAGGUUCUCUGGAGCUCCACCGUGUCAGUCGUUCUCCUCUUCAACCGUCAUCUCGUACAGCAGCGACUCUGAAGCACCAAAAGUGUAUCAGCAAACCAGAGAGAUCAGAACAGCACCUGGAGGGAUUCGAGAGACUCGUCAGUCAUUACGUGACAGCGCCAGCGGGAUGGAGCAAAUGUCCAUCGGACAUCACAUUGGAGAUCGAGCUCACGUGUUGGAACGUUCCAGAAAUGCGCACACCGGAGACCAGGAGCACAGACAGGAUUUUAUUAACCUGGAGGAGAGUGAGGCAGUAGCGUUUGAUGAGGAAUUUAGGAGGGGUGUUGGACGCUACAUUCCUCCCAGCAACCGCAGCUUGGAUUAUGGACGAAGCAGAAGAACAGGACCGGGGCAACUGGCAUUGCCUGCCCCCCCAAAUUCCUCCACCUCUUCCCCUCGACACCCUCAUCGCCCUCGCUAUGACUGGUGAAAGAACCAAGAACCUCAUGAUCUACCUGAUGAUGUGAACCAGUGUUUGAGAUUUAAACUGAUCCUGCACCGUGUGUGUGUGUGUGUGUGUGUGUGUGUGUGCGUGUGUGUGUGUGUGCGCGCGCGCGCGCGCGUGUGUGUGUGUGUGUGUUUGUUAGACUAGGCGUAUAGUCUCUGUAUAGGAAAGUCUGUUGGGUCCAAAGAGCUGAUUGCACUUCUGUUACUAGUCAACUUUGCCAGUACCUCACCAUGACCAGUCUGCUAUAGGUGUUUUAAACCACACUCCAUACUGACCCAUUUUACUAACUGUACACUCUUCCAGAUUACACCAGCAGGGCUGCUAUAGUUUCAAGUAGAACACAUAGUCUUGGGUUUGCGUCUCGGCGGUGCCACCAGCCCGGCUGCACAUUCACCAGACUCAGUUGGCCUCGUCCAAUAAAAUGAAAGGCUGGGUGAGGUUUUUCCUCGUUGACUAUGCAACAGCCACCCCUGCUGUGUGUUUAAGGCAUGUACAUGAGAGGGAGUACUGUGAUCAUCUGUAAGAAUCCUCUCCUGUAAAGAUACUUAUGGCGUUUGCUAGCUUGUGGCCUUCCACAGCCAUCGUAAGUGCAUGGAAAUUGGGUUUAUCCAAAUUGGGACAGUUUUUGCUGUAAAAAAAUCUGAAGCUGCUGGAUCAUGGUGACUGUGUUCAUGAUCAUUUUAGUUUGACACAAUCAUGGGUCUAGAGCUGUGGUUCUCGGUCUGUUCCACAAACAGUCGCACUAUGCUGAGGCUUUUCCUGGAUGUGAGUAAAAACCAUAGGAUUCGAGGAUUCGAAGCUCCUGUGCAAAAAAGAAGCUCCUGCUCUUGCUCUUUCUUUGUCCAUGAGACCGGCAACAAGCUUAAGUCCAGUGCAUUGUAAAGCUUGAUGUGCUCGUUUGUGGACAUAGACACCGUUUGAGCAUAUGGUUCACCUUGCUCUAUAUCAAUGUUUAAUAAUUGUAUAAAAUGCAUUUUUUUCGUAGUGCAUGAAGAUUUUUGGACCCUAUAUAUUCUGAACACACCACACACACUGUUGAACAUGUGAAGUCUAUUCCUAUGCUUCCAACUUAAAUAUUAAAAUGUGUAAUUAUUUACUGCUACACCAGGCAUGUGCCGAUAUUCAACACUAUACUGCAGUAACUGCUUACUUUUAAACACAGUUUACGGUAGUUUUGCCAUCCCAAAACUUCCGGCCUUUUAAUUUGGGUAGAAUAAGUUAUAAAAUAACCCUCUCCUCUCAUGUUUGUCCAAAAAUAAAGGGACCACAGAAUGAGCAGACUUGAUUUCUGGCUGCCUCCUGGAAUGGAGAGCGGUCUGUAUUGGGAAGUAGGUGUGGUUAUGUGAAUGUUGUGAUGUAUUGCAUUCUUAAUUAUCGGUACAUGCCUACACUGUACAGUUGGUAAAUGUCUGUGGUGUUGAUGCUAUGCUAAUCUGUGGGUUGAGCUGUACACUGUUCACUCGUUAACCUUAUUAAUAAAUACAAUUGAUAAAUUA
This is a messenger RNA of Trichomycterus rosablanca, 2879 nucleotides long. It is a transcript of the gene mlf2, whose product is annotated as myeloid leukemia factor 2. Bases 643 to 1365 code for a protein of 240 amino acids. The record is from RefSeq and is a predicted model, not a curated record. Gene Ontology annotation, biological process: regulation of DNA-templated transcription. Gene Ontology annotation, cellular component: nucleus; cytoplasm. NCBI's taxonomy places the organism in Eukaryota, Metazoa, Chordata, Actinopteri, Siluriformes, Trichomycteridae. The transcript has 8 exons.